AUGGAUAAAACCCUUGUCAUUGGGACAAGAAUGAAAUAUGCAGUUUGUAUGUCAUGCAUUUUAACUGUUUUUGCCGUUAUUGGUCUUAUGAAUGCAGAAUCAGUUCUCAAUAGGGUGGCCCAGUUCUUGGUUAUGAUCCUUCAAAAUAAAUUUGCAUCAUACCCUGAUUACAACGCCAUCGAAUCAGCUCCUUACGAUGAUACAAUAACUUACACGAUGGAACAGCAACAACAAAUUUUUGAUUUCGACUGCUUUUGGCCAGCCACAUCCGCACGUUUUGCAAAAUUCCAAGUUGUUCUUUGUAUUUACUUUUGGUUAUUUUUUGCCAUUAUUGGUCCGGUAAUAUCUUGGGAGAUAUUGUAUCACGUUAUUUGGAAGAACAUUUUCAUUGAAGUAUUUCAAUGA
Lodderomyces theae is the source of this 405-nucleotide messenger RNA. RefSeq lists its product as uncharacterized. NCBI's taxonomy places the organism in Eukaryota, Fungi, Ascomycota, Pichiomycetes, Serinales, Debaryomycetaceae. Bases 1 to 405 code for a protein of 134 amino acids. The record is from RefSeq and is a predicted model, not a curated record. The transcript has a single exon.